Triticum urartu is the source of this 631-nucleotide messenger RNA. The record is from RefSeq and is a predicted model, not a curated record. NCBI's taxonomy places the organism in Eukaryota, Viridiplantae, Streptophyta, Magnoliopsida, Poales, Poaceae.
AUGGGCGCAGCGGCGGCAGGUGCGGAGGUGGGGUGUGGCGGCGGCGGCCUGUCGAGGCGCGGCGGCGGCGACUACCUAGGCCCCGCACACCACUCCUCCUUCUGGAUCUCGACGCGCCGCCGCCCCCAACCCCACUCCCUCCCUCUGGAUCUCGACGCGCCGCCGCCCCCACCCCACUGCUCAGAUCUCAGUCAUCUGACAUCUGCUCCCGUCCUGUCCUCUUCCCCCGAAGCAGCAACGUCGCUCCUCUCCGCCCGGAUCGCGUUGGUCGCCGCCGCCGUCGCCGCCGACUCCAAGAUCGACAACCUCUGUGACGCCGUCGCCAAGCUCGGCGAGAUCAGCGAGAACGAGAAGGCCGGGUUCAUCAGCCUCGUCUCGCGCUACCUCAGCGGCGAGGCGGAGCAGAUCGAGUGGAGCAAGAUCCAGACCCCCACCGAUGAGGUGGUGGUGCCCUACGACACCCUCGCGCCCCCUCCCGAAGAUCUCGACGCCAUGAAGGCCCUGCUCGACAAGCUCGUGGUGCUCAAGCUCAACGGAGGCCUCGGCACCACCAUGGGCUGCACCGGCACCAAGUGAGCACCCCACCCCACCCAUCCUCUUCACUGCUCCAGAUCAAUUGAUUCACCUUGCA